UUAGUAAAUUCGAAGGUAAUUAAAACUUAUUUUUACACAAAAUAUUCAGUCAACAUAAUCAUGACACAUCAGUUAACAAAUGAUCAUCAAAUGAUAAGAGAAUGAAUAUUAAGUAAUAAUCAACAUGAAUUUACUUUUUCCCAACUAAGUACUGAAUAUUAUCUUUCUACUAUGGGAAAGAGUUAUAUCUGGAUUUGAAAUGCCAUAAAACAACAGAUUACACAAAAUUAGUAUUAAAAUGAGCUUAAUUGUCAACUACAUAAGAUUUUCUACAGUUACUUUUGCUAACGUACUAUUUUCGUUAUUUCUUUUUUGUUGUUGAAAAUCUCCAGGUGAUAACGAAUUUGUGCAAAUCACAACAAAAUCAUGUUUGAAAAAAUGGCUAAAUAUUUUAGUGAUAAUGGUCAAAUCUGUCGAAUUUAUACUAUUCCUCAUUUGUACUCCGAUGGAAAACCUCUGAAUUCAUUUUUCAAUUUUUGUAGAGCUGAUGAAUUACCAAAUAUUUUAAUACAACCACUUACUAUUGAACACGAAAGAUUGAAUGAAACAUGGUUACAAACUCCAUGUAAAUUAUGUGAAAAAUUCAAAUGGUCAGGUGAACGAUAUACUUGUUUAUUUUGUCCAAAUAUAGUCUUAUGCAGAGAAUGCUUUUAUACAGGUUAUCAUAAAGAACAUCCUCUUUUAUGUACUCGUAAUAAUAAAUUAUUUUCACAGAAAUUAUUACAAUGUUCACGUUUAGCUGUAGCAUCAGUACCAUGGAGGAAUACAUUACCAAAAGUUAACAGAGAUCCGGAAACUGAUGAUAGAAUAAGACAAUCAAUUAGUAUGAUACGAAAUAAAGAGAAUAAUUAUUUCAAUCAAAAAGAUGAAGUUUCAAAGAGUGAAAAACAAAACAAACGAAUAACAUUGUUUAAGAAAUCAGCUUAA
Schistosoma haematobium is the source of this 927-nucleotide messenger RNA. RefSeq lists its product as uncharacterized. Gene Ontology annotation, molecular function: zinc ion binding. The transcript has a single exon. The coding region runs from base 367 to 927 and encodes 186 amino acids. NCBI's taxonomy places the organism in Eukaryota, Metazoa, Platyhelminthes, Trematoda, Strigeidida, Schistosomatidae. The record is from RefSeq and is a predicted model, not a curated record.